Camponotus floridanus (Florida carpenter ant) is the source of this 1907-nucleotide messenger RNA. RefSeq names its product leucine-rich repeat-containing protein 47. Gene Ontology annotation, biological process: phenylalanyl-tRNA aminoacylation. Lineage: Eukaryota; Metazoa; Arthropoda; Insecta; Hymenoptera; Formicidae. The transcript is spliced from 4 exons. The coding region runs from base 270 to 1892 and encodes 540 amino acids. Gene Ontology annotation, molecular function: protein binding; phenylalanine-tRNA ligase activity. The record is from RefSeq and is a predicted model, not a curated record.
UGCUCUAAUUCAUCAAAAUCUUUGUUUUAAUUUGAAAAAGAACCGUUUGCUUUUCCGUUUAUUGUUGAUCUUUUUUCUGUUUAGAAAAACUUAUUCUUUUUUGUGUUUACAGGAGCUCAGGUGUGUUUAUGUCUGCGUCCCUUUACAUUUUCUUUCGUUUGAUCCAACACGUACACGUAUUCAUAAACUAGUAAUCUAAAGGGAUUCGUCAUCGAGAUAUAAUUUGUACAACGUAAACGCAUAAAAUUUACGAAUAAAGUGAAUUAGUGAUGAACUCAACAUUUGAAGAUACGCCGUUCGACGUGGCCAUUAAACCGGCACGCGAGGAAAAGCACCAUCACAUGGUGCUAUUAGGCCGGGGAAUCUCUCGAGCGUUGAAAUCUACAGGCAUAGACUGGAAUCUGUUUAAGCUACAUCGUUUGAAUUAUUUAAGCAUAACGUAUACAAACCUCUCAGGCUUGCCGGUAGAUAUUGGGCUAUUGAAAGAUCUUACGACUUUGAUAAUGCAUUCGAACAAAAUCAGGGAUUUACCGCCCACGAUUGGCAAUUUAGUUAAGCUGAAGAUGUUUGAUUGCUCGAAAAACUUAUUGAUGCUUUGCCCAGACGAAUUAGGCAAUUUAGCCAAGUUGAAGGUAUUGAAUCUUAGCUCAAAUCGUUUGUUGGAUAUACCACCAAUGUGUAAAAACAUUGCAUUGACCAUAUUAAAUCUAAAAUGCAAUAAACUUGAGAGCUUUCCCGAUGUCUGUUAUGAAGAACUUGUAUGUCUAUCGGAACUUUAUGUCAAUGAUAAUAAAAUACAAGAUAUUCCACCUACUAUAAGUAAACUUUCAGCAUUGAAGGUCUUAGAUGUCGAGUACAACUUACUUAAAGAUCUGCCAAAUGAAUUAGCAAAUUGUAAGAAAUUAGAGAAGCUGAAUGUCCGAUGGAAUAAAAUGGAUGAUGACAAUCUAAACAACUUAUGUUCCUCUGUUAACAAUACAAAGAAAAUAAUUGAAUAUCUGAAAGCAAAUCCUAUAAGAGAAAAAAAAUUAUCAGCGCCUAAUAAGUAUAAAAAGAGGAAUAUUAAUUUGUUCGUUUCUCCUACAGAUCCAUUAUAUAUUCUAAGACACAUAUUAGAAAUUAAGGGAAUAACAGAUGGUGCAAGAGUAAUAAGAGUUACAGAACAUGUAAAGAACGUCAGACCUUACAUAGCUGCGUGUAUUAUAAAAGAUAUAGAAUUCACGAAGGAAAAUUUCAAAAAGUUUAUUGAGCUACAGACAAAAACCUUUUAUGAAAUAGGAGAAAUACAGAGGAAUAAAAACAAGACCACAUUAAUGACUCAUGAUAUGAAAUUCAUAACACCUGGGGAUCUGAUAUAUACAGCAAAGGAACCUAAGGAACUAAACAUUAAACCUUUUCCACGUAACAGGGUAUUCACAGGAGAAGUUCUGUGUGAAGAAUUGCAACUAGAGGCAAAAAAAGUAAGCGAAAUAACAGGAAAAACGGAAUAUCCUGAAAGAUAUGAAUGUUUAAAGUACCUGAAAGAAAAAACUUUAUUUCCAUGUCUAUUGGACAAUUCGCAAAUGGCUAUAUCAUUUCCACCUAUCAUAAACAGUAAUACGACUAAAGUAUCUCCAUCCACUCGAACAAUGUUUGUGGAAAUAACAAGCACUGUAGGACGUGGAGCCUGCAAGAUUGGAUUGGAUCAAUUUUUGAAAGAACUAUUAAUCUCAGGUAUUACCAAUCCAGCAGUGGAUGCUGAGGGUCGUCACCAUAUGAUCGUUGAACAAGUCAAAGUAGAAGAUAAUCAUGGAAAUCUAAUACUAAUAUAUCCUUCAAAAGAUGAUUUUUCCUUAGUAAAGAUCGACGAGAACAUUCGUAUGGAAAUAAAACGACAGGAUGGAAUUCCAUAACUGUAAUUUCGUUAA